This is a messenger RNA of Tarenaya hassleriana, 3021 nucleotides long. Its product is annotated as ubiquitin carboxyl-terminal hydrolase 25. Gene Ontology annotation, cellular component: nucleus; cytosol. The transcript is spliced from 10 exons. Gene Ontology annotation, biological process: protein deubiquitination. Bases 540 to 2540 code for a protein of 666 amino acids. The record is from RefSeq and is a predicted model, not a curated record. Gene Ontology annotation, molecular function: cysteine-type deubiquitinase activity; cysteine-type endopeptidase activity. NCBI's taxonomy places the organism in Eukaryota, Viridiplantae, Streptophyta, Magnoliopsida, Brassicales, Cleomaceae.
GAGCAUUUGUUCUCGUCUUUUUAGUUACACGUUAUAGAAAAUUAGAAAUCUCUCUUUUGUAAAUAUUUUAUUUAUUAGAUAAACCGAAUAAUGCGAUGAUUUCAAAACGACUCGAGUCCAAGAUGGACCUAGGAAUGUACAUAAAGGCCCAAUACUUAUGGGCCCAUCGGCCCAACUGUGGAUAGUUUUUGUGCUUUAAUAUUAUCUGAAAAAAAAAGAAUAAUAAAAAAAAAAAGAGAGAAGGGAAGAACGCGAAAAAUAAAACGAAACCUCGCGAGGGAUUGUGGGAUUUGUUGCAGGCGGGUAGUCACCACCGAUCGAUCUCUCAAAGAUCUUCCCCGAAUCAGUGAAUUAUCGCCGAGAAAUUUCCAUAACCACGAUGAUGGAAUAGGAUCUCGAAGCGCGUGGAAGCGGGAAGCGGGAAGGUGCGGUGGUCGGCGGAGGCGGAGAGAGAUGCGAUCGCAGCGGGUGGAGACGCCGUGGCGGCGAGCGAGGGAUGAGCGGUUGCUGUUGCGGUUGCGGCGGAGGUGGGAGUUUUGAUGGGAUUCAAACUGCAGAUGAGCUGGAUGCCGAGUCUACUGAGUCAGAAGCGUAAGAACGGUCCGCCUCUAGGGUUGCGGAACCUCGGCAAUACCUGUUACCUCAACAGCGUCCUCCAGUGCCUCACCUACACUCCUCCUCUCGCCAAUUUCUGCCUCUCUCACCAACACUCUUCUCUCUGCGACUCGGUUUUGGAUGGGGAACGGAAACACGACUGUGCUUUUUGCAUACUUGAGAAAAGAAUAGCAAGGUCUCUCAGUGUGGAUCUCACACUGGAUGCACCUAACAAGUUUCUUAACUGCCUAAAAGUUUUUGCCGAGCAUUUUAAGUUUGGGCGUCAAGAAGAUGCCCAUGAGUUCUUGCGGUAUGUGAUUGAUGCAUGCCACAAUACUUGUCUCCGCCUGAAGAAGUUGCGACGGAAGGGUACUGAGCCCUUCAAUGGCAACACUGUAGUUAAGGAGAUGUUUGGCGGUGCUUUGCAGAGCCAGGUGAAGUGUUUGUCAUGCGGUGCGGAGUCAAAUAAAGCAGAUGAGAUUAUGGAUAUCAGUCUUGAAAUUUUACAGAGUAAUUCACUUAAGGAAUCAUUGCAAAAGUUCUUUCAGCCGGAGAUUUUAGAUGGCAACAAUAAGUAUAGAUGUGAGAGCUGCAAGAAAUUGGUGGUGGCUAGAAAACAAAUGUCAGUACUCCAAGCGCCUAAUAUCCUUGUUAUCCAGUUGAAGCGGUUUGAGGGCAUAUUUGGUGGGAAGAUUGAUAAGGCCAUUGCAUUUGAUGAAGUUCUGCUUCUCUCAAGCUUCAUGAAUAAAACAAGCAAGGAUCCUCAACCGGAAUACAGGCUUUUUGGGACAAUUGUGCAUUCAGGAUUCUCACCAGAAUCUGGACACUAUUACGCAUACAUUAAGGAUGCCUUGGGUCGAUGGUAUUGCUGCAAUGAUUCGCUUGUGUCACUCUCCAACUUGCAGGAGGUGUUGUUAGAGAAAGCUUAUAUUCUUUUCUUCUGUCGUUCCAACCAAAGGCCAGCGUCUGCUAGAAAUUUGGUAUCAUCUAAUGGGGUUACAUCUCAUGGAAGUAAUGGCUGUGAGACAUCAAAGCCCCUGAAACAUGUUGGAUCCUUUAAAGAUGGUAACAAGAAACCACGAGAUGAACAACAAUCCUUCCAAAAGGAUAACCCAGCUACUUCUAAAGUUGAAAAGGCUCCUUUAAGACCACAUGCAAAGGUCAACUUUUCUGUCAACCUUGGUGCUAAAAGGGUCUCUCCGGCUGUGAAUGGUAGACUUGCUAUCCAGAUAGAUCAAGCUGUAGUUGCUAAGGGGGUCGGGAAAGAGGAUAUAGAUUUGUAUGGACUGAAAGGUGCCGCAUUUGUUCGGGUUUUGUCAUCGAAGGAAAUAAAGUUCCCUUAUCUGCUUGGCUUGACGUCUGGCCAGGAUAAAAUGGUUGAUGCUGAAAACGAUGGAUUGAGAACCAGAGAAAACGGUAAUGCACAGGGUAUUAAGGAUAAUCAUAUAGUUAAACUGCAUUCCCACGAGAACAAUGGUUCAAGCAAUGGGAUUGGUCUCCAUAAAGUUAAAUUGCAUCAGUCCGAGAAUAACAGAUUGAGCAAUGGGGCUGAUCACCAUGUAGAAGCUGAGAACGGCAGUGUCAGUAUCCAGCCCAAAACAUUGGGUUCCAGGAGGAAAACAGUUGAAGACUCAUGCGUGUUACUUAGAAAAGAUGACUUAUCACGUGACGAAGUCGAAGCAUUAAAAGAGAGCCUCAAGAAAGAUGCGGCUGCAUAUUUAAGGUCAUGUGGAUGGUAUGAUAAAGUAAACGCUUCCAUGCGCGGGAAGAAGAGGUUGUGUACAGAAGAAACAGGAGGUGGUCCAGAUGAUGGUGAAUUGAAGAAGAGGCUGAUUGCGGAUGCGAAAUCGACUUAUAACUCACAAAUUCCGGAGUCACUGAAAGCCGAGCUGGUAAAACGUCUGAUGGCCUUUAGCCAUGAGAGAGACACUUGGGGUGGUGCUUGACGACGUGUCCUGUCCUGCAGUCGUAAGUCAUAUGACAGCAAGCAAGCAGAAGCUAAGGGGUGUGUAUACAUUGUGGUCACUCGUACCAGAAUGUCCCAUUCCACUGUAGCAGAGCACUGCUUAAUAAUAGCGUCUUCGGAGGGUGGAGGGGGUUGAGCGAGUGAGCGUUACAAAAUUUUGGCGGCGAGCGUGAAAGGGUAAAUGCAUUGAUCAAUGGCAACAGGACACACAGGAUAUUCUCUACCUCUGUUGUGUGUAUUUGCCUUCGAAUUAAUUGUUUUUUUGUCGUUACAUAGGCGCCGGAGCCUUAUUAAUUUUUCAAGGAUGCAGCAUCACAUAAAUUUCCUUUUUACAAAGAAAUUAUAUUGUGUGUGAGAAUUAUUUCACUCUUCUUUAACUGGGUCCUUUAAUGUUCUCCUUUUUUGUGUUUUGGGGAACCCAUUGUGAUUAUCAGAUCGAUCAUGAUGCCUUUCCGAGUGAA